Dentiscutata heterogama is the source of this 246-nucleotide messenger RNA. NCBI's taxonomy places the organism in Eukaryota, Fungi, Glomeromycota, Glomeromycetes, Diversisporales, Gigasporaceae. The record is from the annotation of a GenBank genome assembly.
GGUGCAAGUAUCGUUGCCAGAAAACGAUAUUCUGACUUUGUUGAGUUGCGAUCGCAACUGAUAAAAGCUUAUCCAAAAUUCUAUAAAUUGAUUCCUUCUUUACCACCAAAACGAGUAAUGGGAAAAUUUAUGCCCGAAUUUAUCGAGAAACGUCGCAAAGAUUUGGAAUAUUUUUUAGCCUAUGUGUUGUUGCAUCCAAUACUUGGGCCAACAGCUGUUGUGAGAAGAUGGUUUUCAAAUUCAUAG